AUGGUAUUCGUGUGUUCUGCCUACAACUGCAAAAACACCACGAAAGAGAAUGGCAUCACAUUUCAUUCAUUCCCACAUAAAAACCCCAAGUUGCUUAAAAAAUGGCUAGUCAAUAUGAGGUGGAAAGAUUGGACGCCAGCCCUUCAUAGUAAGCUGUGUUCCGGCCACUUCGAAGACAAGUGUUUCAGUCGAUUUGGCAGAGUAAAGCGCCUCUACAAAUGGGCUGUUCCUACCAUUUUCUCAUUUCCCGAACACAUGCAGAGAAGAAAGGCACUGAUCAACCCAAGAAGUCGGAGGUAUUUGCAAACUGUGGAUGAGUCAAAGCCUGUUCCUGCUGCCAUGGUACGACCAGCUCCAGCCAAAGUCAUUCCACUGUCUCUAUUUCGAGUGGAAGCCAGUAUAAACCAGGAAUCAGGGAAGUUUGUCCUGGAGCAGAGACCUGUGGAACCUCUUUUGCAAUGUAGACCAGUUCAAACAAGCUCACCUGCAGAGUCCACCUCAGAACAGAGACCUUUAGAGUCUGGCCUGGAGCAUGGACCUGGUGAGACUACAGAGAAGCAGACACCUGGACAACCAGGCCCCAAAGCCAGUGACAGUGGGGUGGCUGUGAAGAGGCCAUUAAAGAGCCCUCCAUGGACAAUUCUAGGAGAUGAAGCCAUCUACAGAAACCUGACUGUACCUAGUUUUUUUCACAGUGGUUACUGCUUACCACAGUGCAUUCGCUGGGCUGGGGAGGAUGAACUGAAUGUUAAACCUCACGUGGUCAAACUAGUCCCAGGACAGACAGUGCCCCAUGUCAUAGAGAUCAGGGGAAGGUGGGAGUGGCUUGGUCUUGAUGUCAGAGGGCCCCUCCCACAGACAGUGAGAGGACACAGAUACAUAAUGACUCUGACUGACUAUCAUUCUAAAUGGGUAGAGGCUUUCCCUCUGACUCCAGCCAUAGGGGAAGAGGUGGCUCAGAAUCUCUCAGAGGUCAUCGUUCAGCUGGGCUACCCUCUAUGUGUCCUCUCCCGCCUUUGUAAACGGCUCAUUGUCAAAAUUAACCGUGUGUUGAAACACCGUCUGCACAUAGCAGGGAGCUCCUUAGUGAUCCAGCACCACCAGACAGGCUAUCUGGACCUGGCCACUGAAUCUCUGCUCAACAGAAUGGUGUCUGAUCUGGUGAAGGAUUAUCCACACUCUUGGCAUUUACAUGUGCCUGCAGCUGCUCUGAGGCUGUGCUGUACAGACCACCCCACCACACAUGAGAAGCCCUUCUCUUGCAUGUACACCAGUAGCCCCCAGCCCAGCAUGUCCCAGAGAGAACUGCCGUUCAGUGCUUCAGACAUUCGACUGAGUUCCUUUGUUGUCCAGUCUGCCACAGAUGACGUCCAGGACAAAGACACAGAGACAGACUAUGCUAAGACUGGCCAAUCAGAAACCAACAGAGGAAAUGAUGCCACAAAUUCAAACCCGGUUACAUGAGCUUCAGAAGCCUGCAUUCAUUUGGUACUCAAACACAAGACCUGUCAGACCUGUUUUUUUGUUUGUUUGUUUUCUGCUUGAUUUUUGGCAGCACUGUCUUUCUGUCAAGUGCCUCUUUUUUGACAUUUGUUUUCAACUCACUUGGCAUCAGCAGGCUGUGGUUACUGUUGGCUGAGCUGGUGCCAGGUCAGAGCAUUAGCCUUGAGAAAAAACUGAGAGAGGAGUUUACAACAGCCUUGCUGUGACAGGCUAAUAACAGAAUGACAGAUUUACACUGGCAUCUCGCUCUGUGGUGUAUGACAGCCUCUUUUCUUCAGAGAUACAUUCCUCUCACCAAACUCUUAAACUGUGACAGUUUAUGUACAUUCAGUCAGCCCACUCUACAUUCACUUUACACUUUAAUGGUGGAAUGGCAUCUAGUUUUGAUCUGCUCUCUGAUUCUUCCUCUCA
This is a messenger RNA of Chanos chanos (milkfish), 1914 nucleotides long. RefSeq lists its product as uncharacterized. The transcript has 12 exons. The record is from RefSeq and is a predicted model, not a curated record. Gene Ontology annotation, molecular function: RNA polymerase II cis-regulatory region sequence-specific DNA binding; DNA-binding transcription factor activity. The coding region runs from base 1 to 1464 and encodes 487 amino acids. Lineage: Eukaryota; Metazoa; Chordata; Actinopteri; Gonorynchiformes; Chanidae. Gene Ontology annotation, biological process: regulation of transcription by RNA polymerase II. Gene Ontology annotation, cellular component: nucleus.